CAAGCCCUCGUUCUCUCCGUUGCAAAAAGAGCCUCAGAUUCCAGCUUUUUAAACAGGAUAGCUUAGCUGGGCCCCAGUGGGCUUGACAGUUUCUCUCUCUCUUUCUCUAAUUUAAAUUCUCUAUUCGUUUCUCUUUUUCUUCAACUUUCCUCUCCUAAAGUCUCUGCUAAAUGUUGGUGAACAUGGGAACCAACUUGACAGUAGUCGUGUUGUCUCUGUUCCUUUCGACCCUGUUGUUUUCUUUGGUCACCUCUGCUUCCACGAAUGGGUUGGUCAGGAUUGGGCUGAAAAAGAUUAAACUGGACCAAAACGACCGGCUUGCUGCACGACUUGAGUCCAAGGACGCACAGUCUUUAAGAGCUUCCAUUAGGAAGUAUCGUUUACCCAAUAAUCUCGGAGACUCUGAGGACACAGACAUUGUUGUGUUAAAGAACUACUUGGAUGCUCAAUAUUAUGGUGAGAUUGCCAUUGGUUCUCCCCCACAGAAGUUCACUGUAAUUUUUGACACUGGCAGCUCUAAUCUGUGGGUGCCAUCAGCUAAGUGCUAUUUCUCGGUGGCAUGUUAUUUCCAUGCUAAGUACAAGUCAAGUGAAUCGAGAACCUACCAGAAGAAUGGGACAUCUGCUUCUAUCCAAUAUGGUUCUGGUGCAAUAUCCGGUUUCUUUAGCUAUGAUGAUGUCAAAGUUGGUAACCUAGUUGUGAAGAAUCAGGAAUUUAUUGAGGCAACUAGAGAGCCUAGUGUCACAUUUUUGGUUGCAAAGUUUGAUGGUCUAUUAGGACUUGGAUUUAAAGAGAUUUCAGUUGGAAAUGCUGUUCCUUUUUGGUACAACAUGGUUGAACAAGGUCUUAUCCAAGAACCUGUAUUUUCAUUCUGGCUCAACCGCAAUGCAGAAGAAGAAGAAGGGGGCGAAAUCGUCUUUGGCGGGGUAGAUCCAAAUCAUUACAAGGGCAAGCACACUUAUGUUCCUGUGACACAGAAAGGUUAUUGGCAGUUUGACAUGGGUGAUGUUCUUAUCGAUGGUAAACCAACUGGGUAUUGUUCUGGCAGUUGUUCAGCUAUCGCAGAUUCUGGAACUUCCCUGGUGGCAGGUCCAACGACCGUGAUUACCAUGAUAAAUCAUGCAAUUGGAGCAUCUGGAGUUGUUAGUCAGGAGUGCAAGGCAGUGGUUGAGCAGUAUGGACAAACCAUCAUGGAUUUGCUCUUAGCUGAGGCAAGCCCGAAGAAGAUCUGCUCCCAGAUUGGAUUGUGCACAUUCGAUGGUACCCAUGGUGUUAGUAUGGGCAUUGAGAGUGUCGUGCAUCAGAGCAGUGGCAAAGUUUCUAGUGGAAUCCGUGAUGCUAUGUGCCCUGCUUGUGAGAUGGCUGUCGUGUGGAUGCAAAACCAGCUAAAGCAGAAUCAGACACAAGACCGUAUAUUGAACUAUGUCAAUGAGCUUUGUGACCGGAUGCCAAGCCCGAUGGGAGAAUCUGCUGUGGACUGUGGAAAGGUUUCUUCCAUGCCUAGUGUUUCCUUCACAAUUGGCGGCAAGGUUUUUGACCUCUCUUCACAGGAGUACAUACUCAAGGUGGGCGAGGGCUCUGCAGCUCAGUGCAUCAGCGGCUUUACAGCUUUAGAUGUUCCUCCGCCUCGUGGACCUCUCUGGAUCUUGGGAGAUGUCUUCAUGGGUCGCUACCACACCGUCUUCGAUUUCGGUGACCUGAGAGUCGGAUUUGCAGAGGCAGCAUAAGAAUCUAGCCUGCACCGUAAUCUCUAUAUAUUACUGUUCAAUGUGUGUAACUUCUUUAAACAUUUCAAAGUGAAAUGGUGGAAUCUUAAUUUGCCUGUAUAUAUUCUCUGUUAUGAACCUGAAUAGUUUAAGUGGUAUGUAAUAUGUAUGUGCAGUGAGGGCUAUGGAUUUGCUGUCGUUA
Molecule: messenger RNA, 1908 nt
Organism: Alnus glutinosa
Lineage: Eukaryota; Viridiplantae; Streptophyta; Magnoliopsida; Fagales; Betulaceae
Product: aspartic proteinase
Exons: 14
Coding region: 171-1727 (518 amino acids)
Biological process (GO): lipid metabolic process; proteolysis
Molecular function (GO): aspartic-type endopeptidase activity
Source: RefSeq, a predicted model, not a curated record